Molecule: messenger RNA, 1019 nt
Organism: Oncorhynchus kisutch (coho salmon)
Lineage: Eukaryota; Metazoa; Chordata; Actinopteri; Salmoniformes; Salmonidae
Product: heat shock 70 kDa protein 4-like
Exons: 7
Coding region: 312-1019 (235 amino acids)
Biological process (GO): protein folding
Cellular component (GO): cytosol; nucleus
Molecular function (GO): ATP-dependent protein folding chaperone; ATP binding
Source: RefSeq, a predicted model, not a curated record
CUUCCAACAAUUUUCAAAUGCUUUGGCCCUAGUGUCUGGUUUUCGAGACUUGUGCAAUCAUCAUCAUGGGACUUUUAUACUGAAAUCUAUCAUGUUGAGGUGUAGAAAGUGAGCUUGUUCGAAGGCAUCAACGAUUUGCCGGCAAGUAGCGCACUCAGUUGCAUUUUCAUGGAACUAGGGUGGGGAUAAUGAAUUAAACCAGAACGUACAUUCAGUUUGCGGUCUGGUCUGUCCUAUUUAGGGAAUUAACUGUAAGCCUACUUUGUGCUUUUCCAUAGUAUUAUCUGUUUAUUAAGUAACAUUUUGCGAAGAUGUCUGUGGUAGGAUUCGACGUCGGGUUUCUGAACUGCUAUGUUGCGGUAGCUAGAGCCGGAGGAAUAGAAACUGUAGCCAAUGAAUACAGUGAUCGAUGUACACCAGCAUGUGUGUCAUUUGGACCACGGAAUCGAUCUAUUGGUGCAGCUGCAAAAAGCCAGGUCGUCACAAACUGCAAGAACACAGUCCAAGGGUUCAAGAGAUUUCAUGGCCGGGCUUUUUCUGAUCCGUACAUCCAGCGUUUGAAAUCCAGCCUUGUUUACGACUUAGCGCAGAUGCCUUCGGGCACCACUGGCAUCAAGGUGAUGUACAUGGAGGAGGAGAAGGUGUUCAGCAUUGAGCAGGUCACUGCCAUGCUUCUGACCAAGAUGAAGGAGACAGCUGAGCAUGCACUGAAGAAACCUGUGGCUGACUGCGUGGUCUCUGUCCCCUGCUACUACACGGACGCUGAGAGGAGAUCAGUGGUGGACGCAGCACAGAUCGCUGGACUCAACUGUCUGAGGCUCAUGAAUGAGACAACCGCAGUGGCGUUGGCGUAUGGAAUCUAUAAGCAGGACCUCCCUGCUCCAGAGGAGAAGCCCAGGAUUGUGGUGUUUGUAGACAUUGGACACUCUGGAUACCAGACCUCUGUCUGUGCCUUCAACAAGGGCAAGCUGAAGUUCUGGCGACGGCCUGCGAUCCGGAGCUGGGCGGAAGGACUUUGA